GGAGAACAAAAACAAAAGAGCUUCCCUCUUGCGUCUCGACACUCUUUCCUUUUCGCAGUUCCCAGGUUGGUAGAGUGUCCCAUUACCUUUCUGGGACGGUCGUGGAUGAGAUCCAGCUGGACUCAUUCUGCAAGAGGAGCGUCGUGAUUGCCGGGCCAUGCCUUGAGACAGGUCCAGGCCAAAAUGAGCCCAGUCCGAGAUGGCUGAGAUGCAAGUUCAUACUGAGCCCCCUUCCAUAGGCAAGGCUUCACCUGCACCCCAAGCCCAAACCCAGGCCAAAGGCAAGGCCCAGGCCAAGCCGCCAGCUGCACAACAGCAACCGCGAGGCCCAUCUAUCCACCAGAUAUACGCGCUGCCUGCACCCAUCCGAACCUUUCCCCUCCCAGCAUUCUACCCAAACAACCCUAUUUCGCUGUUCCAUGUUGCCUACGCAUGGUUGGGUCAGGUUUUCCGACCGCCGCCUGUAGAGCCUGCCGUUGUCCACCAUGGCGUCUGGUCUGAGACGACAAUCUCUGUGCAUAUCAAGGAUGAAAAGUCCAUGAGGGCCUUGUGGGAGCAAGGCUUCUAUGGCAAGGGCAAUCUCAGUCGAAGUGAGCCCAACUGGCUCAAGAGAGAGCAGGUUCAAAGGGGUCUCCAGGAAGUUCACGUCAGCGAGAUUUUCACGCAGCAAAGGCGAGAUGAGCGAGCACAAGCCAAGUGGGAGCGUGCACGACUUGAACAGGAAGCCAUCUUGAAGACAAAGCUUGAAGAGGAGCGGCUGGCUGAAGCUCGCCGUCUGGCAGAUCACAAGGCACAGGAGGCACAGGAGGCCCAAGAGGCCCAAGAGGCCCAAGAGGCAGCCGUAUCAAGUUUCCCCCAGCUCCCCCUUGCACCUGUUGGCCCGUUAGAGCUCCUCGCACUCCCAAACUCAGCGGUAGUUGUCGUAUCACGGCAACAGCCAGUUCCGGCGCCUUUACCAUUUGUCGCACCUGUCGGUCCCCUGCAGAUUCUAGCACUACCAAACUCGGCUUCCGACAUUGUUAAUGCCACACAAGUAAAGACGCAUCCUGAUGCGGCCCCCAUCACUAAAGCAAACGGAUCCUUGACACUCCCUUCCUCUCACCACGGUUCGUCCACUGACGAUUCCGAGGAGCCCCGGACUCCCAUCACCACCGAGACCCCAGAGCUGUUUAGGGACGACCGAUCCGUAAACUCAUCUAGUGAUGGCACGGGAAACAAGUUGCAGCGCAGAAAGAGCGUGCGGUUUUCUCCCACGGUGGAAUCGGCGACGUAUAAAGCAUCCGACCCCCCGAGCCCCAAUCGCUCCCCACCCGUGUCGUUUUCCCAGCCAUCCCAGGCCAACGGCGAGGGCAAGUCAAUUAGCCAACCCCUCACCCAACUGCCAUCCGCAAGCGUUCCCGUGUCAGAUCCCAUUAUCAACAAGGAACACCUCCAGUUGAUGCCAGAGGAGGCCUUCUUCCUCUCCUUUGGCCUUGGGGUUCUGGAAAUCACGGAUCCUGCGUCUGGCAGAGUGCUGUCGCGCCAAGACCUCUUUUCCCUGUUCCGGCAAUACUCUUACUUCCCUCCCCGAAAUGGCCCAGACGAGCCUGAUCUCGAGCCCGAUGAUGGAUUCCUCGUCCAUUAUGCCGUGUACCAUCACUUCCGAUCAUUGGGGUGGGUACCUCGAGCGGGCAUCAAAUUCGGAGUCGACUGGCUGCUGUACGCCAGGGGACCGGUGUUUGACCACGCCGAGUUUGGACUGAUUGUGAUCCCCUCGUAUUCCGAUGCUUGGUGGAAAAAGGAGGGUAAACAAGGCCCUCGGAAGCCGUGGUCGUGGCUGCACAGCGUUGUACGAGUCCUGUCCCACGUCACCAAGAGUUUGGUGCUGAUCUACGUGGAUGUGCCGCCUCCUCACAAGUUUGAAGAGGCGCUGAAGGACGGCAUCACGGAGGCAAUGAAGCUGUACAAGGUCAGAGAAGUCAUGGUAAAGAGAUGGUCGAGCAAUCGAAACCGAUGAAUGGACCGCUGGCGUCCAUUUCAACCUCUGCUUUGUUUUUUUUCCUUUCCAGUGUCUUGUUUGUAACAUUAAGGGUGAUGCUUGGGGAAUGUAUGGAGUAUUACAUGGGCAAAUGAUAUUGGAUACACGUCAGCGACAACGUGUGUAAUGUAUACGAGAAACGAUGGAACGAAUCUGAAUCAGGUUACAGGUGCCUUCUCGAAGCAAAGAGUUGGCGCGAUGUUACGAGAAACCCAAAUUGAUUGGUAGCAUUUCUAAGAGGCUCAAUACUUUGAAAAUUGAAACAUAUUAUCGAAUG
Molecule: messenger RNA, 2294 nt
Organism: Trichoderma virens Gv29-8
Lineage: Eukaryota; Fungi; Ascomycota; Sordariomycetes; Hypocreales; Hypocreaceae
Exons: 2
Coding region: 200-1996 (598 amino acids)
Biological process (GO): tRNA splicing, via endonucleolytic cleavage and ligation; tRNA-type intron splice site recognition and cleavage
Cellular component (GO): tRNA-intron endonuclease complex
Molecular function (GO): tRNA-intron lyase activity; nucleic acid binding
Source: RefSeq, a predicted model, not a curated record